Prunus dulcis (almond) is the source of this 705-nucleotide messenger RNA. RefSeq lists its product as uncharacterized. The record is from RefSeq and is a predicted model, not a curated record. Bases 1 to 705 code for a protein of 234 amino acids. Lineage: Eukaryota; Viridiplantae; Streptophyta; Magnoliopsida; Rosales; Rosaceae. The transcript is spliced from 2 exons.
AUGCCUUCCACACCUUCAAACACCACUAUACCCGAGCAUUCCUCCCCUGAUUUCUUCAAGUCAUCAUCAUCACUCAAUGCCUCGGGUUCUCCUCCUCCAUCAUCGAUGGGUUCACCUCCCUCAAUUGCACCGGUCUCUCCCCGAUGGCUUAAGCAUGCGACACAUGCACCUAGUUAUCUCAGCCAGUAUCAUGUUGACAUCAAUCUUCCUUCUCGGUCUCUCCCAUUAUCUAACUCGGCGUUGACUAAAAGUAAAAGUACCCCUUAUCCCUUCUCUGAUGUACUUACCUAUGAACGCUUGUCGACCACAUAUCAUGCUUUUACUACUUCUCUUUCAGUUGCAAUGGAGCCUCGUUCCUUCGCUAAGGCAAUUCAUGAUCCCAUGUGGCGCCUUGCCAUUGAGCAAGAUUUGGCUGCCCUUGAAGCCAAUGGCACAUGGUCUCUUCACCCUCUUCCUCAUGGCAAGAAACCUGUUGGCUAUGAUGUUAUUUUGGUAGUAGACAGCCUACAAGAAAUUGAAGAGACCAAGUCAUUCCUAAUGGAGGAAUUCAAAUUGAAGGACCUUGGUCCGUUGAAAUAUUUUCUGGGCAUAGAGGUAGCCCGUUCUAGCAAAGGAAUUGACCUCUCACAAAGCAAGUAUGCUCUUGAAAUACUUGAAGAUGCUGGAUAUCUUGAUGUGAAGCCAUCAACCUUCCCAAUGGAGUAG